CUGAUCAGAGUCCCAGGAUCUCUGAUACCUCUACUCCUCCGGUUCAACAGCUCAGUGGCAUUUACGGCUCUUUUUCUCCGGUACGGCGCCAUCAGCAUGUGGUAGUUUCUGCAAGCGGACUGUCUGGUAGCAUGACAGGCGACAACAACCUUAGUCCUUAGCUGGUGACCCCCAAGAACUUACAGAGCCAGUGUAAAUGCAUAAACUACGGAGCUUCUCUGUGGCCAAAUUGGCUAAAGGUUACAGCAGAUUGUCGUCAAGACUGAAGGGCACAGGAGGAAGACCAUCAGCUCCGCUGGGUUCAAGGAUUCUGACCAAUCCUGAUGACAUCUUUAAGCACAACAUGUGGGAUCAUGUGCAAUGGACAGAAGAGGAUGAAGAAAAUGCACAGCAGAAGGCAAAAGAAAAUGCCUUUGUAAAAAUUCCUUUAGAGGAACAAGGUAAAUUUGACACAGAGGCUUUCCAGUACUGGGACAAGUUUUACGAGAUGCACCAGGAUAAGUUCUUUAAAGAUCGCAAGUGGCUGUUUUUAGAGUUCCCAGAACUGCUUCCUUCCGGUGCAAAAAGUCAAGCCAAAAACAGGUGUCUGGAUAAUCCGCAGGCGUCAUACCCACAGCCUUCUGGAUCAAGCAGAGACAAAGAGACCAGACACAAGCAACACAACAGCCCCACACACUUUCACAGAAAUACAGAAACAUCAAAUCCCCAGACAGAGUCCCGUCAAGGAGCAGCACCAGAAACAACUGAAGAUGCCAGACAGACUACUACUUACCCUGGCCAGCGUGCGUCUUUCAGGAUCUUGGAGGUUGGAUGUGGGGUGGGUAACAGUGUAUUUCCCAUUGUUAAUUCCAUAAAAGAAACAGACGCAUUUUUAUACUGUUGUGACUUCUCCAUGUGUGCCAUUCAGCUGGUUAAGGACCAUCCAGACUACGAUGAUUCUGUGUGUCAUGCCUUUGUCCAUGACAUUUGUGAGGAGAUGGCCUCCUUUCCCUUCCCUCCUCAGAGCCUGGAUGUUAUUCUUGCAGUCUUUGUGCUCUCUUCCAUUCAUCCAGAGCGAAUGCAAGGAACUGUGAACCGACUAUCUACUUACCUGAAACAUGGAGGGAUAUUCCUCUUCCGUGAUUACGGGAGAUAUGACUUCUCACAACUCAGGGUUAAGAAGGGUGAGCCUUCCACAUCUGAAUAUAGCCAUUGUAUCUACUUUACCUUAUUUGUUGAAUAUGUUGGAAUUUUUGUGACAAUUUCAGGGCGGUGCUUAUCAGAGAAUUUCUACACACGUGGAGAUGGAACAUGCGUGUACUUUUUCACUAAAGAUGAGGUACAUCAUUUAUUUUCCAAUGCUGGACUGGAAGAAAUACAGAAUCUGGAGGACAGACGACUCCAAGUGAACAGAGGGAAGAAAAUUGUAAUGCACCGGGUUUGGAUGCAGAGCAAGUACAGGAAAUCAUAUCCACUUUCAACACAACACCUCACUAUAUAAUUUGGGGCUAUAGUAUAGGCCUUUUUUAUACGUUGCUGCUCAUUAUUUCAAUCCUGAACCAAAGGAGUGUGUGUACAACAACAAACUAUUGAAUAAACUAAUAAAACAU
This is a messenger RNA of Etheostoma cragini (Arkansas darter), 1589 nucleotides long. RefSeq names its product methyltransferase like 8 (gene mettl8). The record is from RefSeq and is a predicted model, not a curated record. The transcript is spliced from 9 exons. Gene Ontology annotation, molecular function: tRNA (cytidine-N3)-methyltransferase activity. The coding region runs from base 197 to 1480 and encodes 427 amino acids. NCBI's taxonomy places the organism in Eukaryota, Metazoa, Chordata, Actinopteri, Perciformes, Percidae.